AUGGACCAGAGCCAUCAGAAGAUCUGCGAGCGGAUUCUGCAAGUAUGCCAGGACAAAAUCCCGGACAGCGAGGUCUUCCGCCAAGUUAGCUGGAUUGCCGACGGCCAUUGGCACUGGAUCCAACAGCACGUUCCUGAUUUCGGCGAUGACAGCAACUGGUUGUUGGCCCAGACCUGGGACAAACCAAGCCCCAGGCUCCAGGAGGCGGAUCUCUGGGAAGAGGCUGCCCGUUGGCGCCUUCGGCUCGCGAAGUGGGGCAACUUUGGCGUGGAGAGCGGCGACCGCUUCAAGGACUCGCAUGCAGCGCCGCUGUCGCUGUCAGACCUGGGAGAUGAGCUCCGUAAACUCGUUGAGUGCGAGGCUGCCCCCAAGGAGAAGCUGUGGAAGCUGCUCUGCCGGCUUCAGACGACGUUGAUUGCGAAGGCCGAGCAGUUCUUCAGGACCAAGAAUGAUCUACGCGGAUGCAUUAGAUCCCUAGCAGAGGAUCACGAAAAAGGCCGCCAGGAGACGUUAGCAGCCGUGCAGCUUGCGGAGAUUAUUUGGCAGUUCCGGCGUCAGCUACCUGCAAGCGACCUGCUUGCAAUACGUCCCGAUGUGCAGCACGAGCCGGGUCUACCAGAAAGGGUGCUUGCCAUGUGUGUUACACUGGUCUCUGAGUUCGUCAAGGGAGAAGAACGCUGCCUUCUUUGGCUGCGCAUCUCCCGCACCAUCUGUGCAGAUCCCCAGGUCAUCAAGAUCAGCCGGGCCCUGAAACGAGCCUUCAGGUACAAAACGAACUCCGGGCACGUUGUGCUGGCGCGCGGUUUUCGGAUGACUUGGCCACAGCUGCGCGCCAUUUCCAGGGAGCAGCGAGGCGCUCCGUUGAAGGAAGCAGGCGCCGAGUAUUACAAAACCGUGGGCACGGGCCCAGAGCUCUUCGCGGUGGUGGGCGAGCAGGUGUACUAUGAAGACAAGAAGGCCUGGUUUGCCUACAAAACUUCCGUACUGCAGCCGUGGUUCGAAAUUCAGAUCAUCGAAGUCUCGCACAGUCAGACUUGGAAAGAUGAUCUGCAAAGGGUUUGUGCUCAGAAAUUCUAUCCCAAAGUUUGGGAUAGCCAUGGGAACGAGCUAAAGAUGGCGAUAGCUGGAGAGCUUCCAGAUAUUCCUCGGGCGAACGACUUCCCUUUGCGCGUCAGCUUUCUCGGCUGUGCUGAGUGA
Molecule: messenger RNA, 1197 nt
Organism: Symbiodinium natans
Lineage: Eukaryota; Dinophyceae; Suessiales; Symbiodiniaceae
Source: the annotation of a GenBank genome assembly